UUGAAGAAAUUGGCAGGAACAGAAGAAAAUUAGGUACUGUGGAUUAUCUUGAGGGGAAGGAAGAUACUAAUUUGGGAUGAUGCUCAAUCAACUGAGCCACUCCGGCCAGCCCAACUCUUAAGAAUUGUCCACAUUGAGUCUCCAGCAAUUCAUCAGUUACAGUUCAGGCUUUCCUACUACUCAUGCAUUGGCUCCUAUGGCAGUUUCUGCUUGUGUGUCUCUACUCUGGUUUCCAAAUAUUCGAAGUUUGAUUGGUCCAAAAGACAUUGUCCUGAUUGGUCAGAAUAGAGCUACUCUGGAUGGUUGCAGCUGUGCAGACCUUGUGUGGACAGUAAUGACCUCACGUUUCCGUUUGCCUGCUGGCAGAACCUACAAUGUACGAGCAUCAGAGUUGGCCCGAGACAGACAGCAUACAGAGGUGGAUUGCAACAUUCUUCUUCUGGAUAACACUGUACAAGUUUUCAAAGUUAGUAAACAUGAUCAAGGACAAGUUCUGUUGGAUAUAGUCUUCAAACAUCUUGAUUUGACUGAGCGUGACUAUUUUGGUUUACAGUUGGCUGAUGAUUCCACAGAUAACCCAAGGUGGCUGGAUCCAAACAAACCAAUAAGGAAGCAGUUAAAGAAACUGCUUUUAUUAAUUCUAGGAGGAUCUCCUUACAGUUUGAACUUCAGAGUCAAAUUUUUUGUAAGUGACCCCAACAAGUUACAAGAAGAAUAUACAAGGUACCAGUAUUUUUUGCAAAUUAAACAAGACAUUCUUACUGGAAGAUUGCCCUGUCCUUAUAAUACUGCUGCCCUUUUGGCUUCAUUUGCUGUUCAGUCUGAAUUUGGAGACUACAACCAGUCAGAAAACUUGCCAGGCUACCUCUCAGAUUAUUCUUUCAUUCCUAAUCAACCUCAAGAGUUUGAAAAAGAAAUUGCAAAAUUACAUCAGCAACAUACAGGCUUAUCUCCUGCAGAAGCAGAAUUUAAUUACCUGAACACAGCACGUACCUUAGAACUCUAUGGAGUUGAAUUCCACUAUGCAAGGGAUCAAAGUAACAAUGAAAUUAUGAUUGGAGUGAUGUCAGGAGGAAUUCUGAUUUAUAAGAACAGGGUACGAAUGAAUACCUUUCCAUGGUUGAAGAUUGUAAAAAUUUCGUUUAAGUGCAAACAGUUUUUUAUUCAACUUAGAAAAGAAUUGCAUGAAUCCAGAGAAACCUUAUUGGGAUUUAAUAUGGUGAACUACAGAGCAUGCAAAAAUUUGUGGAAAGCUUGUGUAGAACAUCACACCUUCUUCCGUUUGGACAGACCCCUUCCACCUCAAAAGAAUUUUUUUGCACAUUAUUUUACAUUAGGUUCAAAAUUCCGGUACUGUGGGAGAACUGAAGUCCAGUCAGUUCAGUAUGGCAAAGAAAAAGCAAAUAAGGACAGGGUAUUUGCAAGAUCCCCAAGUAAACCCUUGGCACGAAAAUUAAUGGAUUGGGAAGUAGUAAGCAGAAAUUCAGUAUCUGAUGACAGGUUGGAAACACAAAGCCUUCCAUCACGAUCUCCGCCUGGGACACCUAAUCAUCGAAAUUCUGCAUUCACACAAGAGGGACCCCGGUUACGACCAUCUUCAGUUGGUCAUUUGGUAGACCGUGUGGUUCACACUUCCCCAAGCGAAGUAUUUGUGAAUCACAGAUCUCCAUCUUCAACACAAGCUAACAGCAUCAUUCUGGAAUCAUCACCAUCACAAGAGACCCCUGGGGAUGGGCAGCCUCCGGCUUUACCGCCCAAACAAUCGAAGAAAAACAGCUGGAACCAAAUGUAUUAUUCACAUUCGCAACAAGAUCUGGAAAACCAUAUUAAUGAGGCAUUUGAUGUUCCAUCUUCCCCUGAAAAAUCUACUACACAUCAAAAAGAGAGAAGAAUCCUUACCAAAAAUGGCAACUUUAGUGUUACCUCUGUGCCUAAUGGUGGUAUUCCACAUGAUCAUCUUGUUCUAAUCAGAAUGAAACCUGACGAAAAUGGAAGAUUUGGAUUCAAUGUAAAGGGAGGAUAUGAUCAGAAGAUGCCUGUGAUCGUGUCCCGAGUAGCACCAGGAACACCUGCUGACCUCUGUGUCCCUCGACUGAAUGAAGGGGACCAAGUUGUACUGAUAAAUGGUCGGGACAUUGCAGAACAUACCCAUGACCAGGUUGUCCUGUUUAUUAAAGCUAGCUGUGAGAGACAUUCUGGGGAACUCGUACUUCUAGUCCGACCUAAUGCUGUCUAUGAUGUAGUGGAAGAAAAGCUAGAAACUGAGCCAGACUUCCAGUACAUUCCUGAAAAAGCCCCACUAGAUAGCGUCCAUCAGGAUGAUCAUUCCCUGCGGGAGUCAAUGAUCCAGCUAGCUGAGGGGCUUAUCACGGGAACAGUCCUGACACAAUUUGAUCAACUAUAUCGGAAAAAACCUGGAAUGACAAUGUCUUGUGCCAAAUUACCUCAGAAUAUUUCCAAAAAUAGAUACAGAGAUAUUUCGCCUUAUGAUGCUACACGGGUCAUUUUAAAGGGUAAUGAAGAUUAUAUCAAUGCAAAUUAUAUAAAUAUGGAAAUUCCUUCUUCUAGCAUUAUAAAUCAGUACAUUGCUUGUCAAGGGCCAUUACCACACACUUGUACAGAUUUUUGGCAGAUGACUUGGGAACAAGGCUCCUCCAUGGUUGUAAUGUUGACCACACAAGUUGAACGUGGCAGAGUGAAGUGCCACCAGUAUUGGCCAGAGCCCACAGGAAGUUCAUCCUAUGGAUGCUACCAAGUCACCUGCCACUCGGAAGAAGGAAAUACUGCAUAUAUCUUCAGGAAGAUGACACUAUUUAACCAAGAGAAAAAUGAGAGUCGUCAACUCACUCAGAUCCAGUACACAGCCUGGCCUGACCAUGGUGUCCCUGAUGAUUCCAGUGACUUUCUGGAUUUUGUUUGUCACGUACGAAAUAAGAGGGCCGGCAAGGAAGAACCUGUUGUUGUUCAUUGCAGUGCUGGGAUUGGAAGAACUGGGGUUCUGAUUACUAUGGAAACAGCCAUGUGUCUCAUUGAAUGCAACCAACCAGUUUAUCCACUAGACAUUGUAAGAACAAUGAGAGAUCAACGAGCCAUGAUGAUCCAGACACCUAGUCAAUACAGAUUUGUAUGUGAAGCUAUUUUGAAAGUUUAUGAAGAAGGAUUUGUUAGACCCUUAACGACAUCAUCAAAUAAAUAAGAAAGCAAAAAAUCUGGGAUAUGUGUUAGAAAACUGCUUUCCAAUUAUAUUCACUGUGCCAUAAUACUGCUUGCAGGAAAUGGCAUCUAAACAAAAAAUGAAGAACUGACAAAAACUGAAAACUUCAGCACUGUUGCACUUUAUGUUUAAAAAAAAAA
Myotis brandtii (Brandt's bat) is the source of this 3354-nucleotide messenger RNA. It is a transcript of the gene PTPN4, whose product is annotated as protein tyrosine phosphatase, non-receptor type 4 (megakaryocyte). Gene Ontology annotation, cellular component: cytoskeleton; cytoplasm; cytoplasmic side of plasma membrane. The record is from RefSeq and is a predicted model, not a curated record. Bases 197 to 3196 code for a protein of 999 amino acids. The transcript is spliced from 30 exons. Lineage: Eukaryota; Metazoa; Chordata; Mammalia; Chiroptera; Vespertilionidae. Gene Ontology annotation, biological process: protein dephosphorylation. Gene Ontology annotation, molecular function: cytoskeletal protein binding; protein tyrosine phosphatase activity.